UUCAAUUUUUAAUAUUUUUUCGCAGAUAUUUUGUAAAAAAGUACAAAACCAGGCACCAAAAUUUACUCAAAAUGCGUCGCAGUCUCGCCCCCAGUCAAAUGGGGUCCGACGCUGGUCCAAAGGCAUUCAAAAGUCCCCUCUUGGUGGAAGAACGUCAAGCACGACGAUGCAGAGAAAAAACUGAACGCGACAAAUUUGUCGAGCCACCACAGAAAAUGAAGCCAUCUGAGCACGAAGCAAUGAUUGCAAAAAUUCUCGCUCGUGAAUUCCAAGUUCCCAUCCCGGGCUACGUGAAGGAACACUCCAACCGGCAUUUGGGCAUGAAAAGAUCAACAGUUCGUCGGGCACUUCAUGAUCCCUUUGCCUGUAACGCUUUAGUUUUGUGGACCCCACCGGAAAUUAGCGAACAUGAAAAGGUCAAAUUGGAUCAGAGCAAAAUUCAAGUUCAUGUUGUCGUGGAUCCAGUCUUGGGGAAUAUUUUGCGUCCGCAUCAGCGGGAAGGCGUCAAGUUUAUGUAUGAAUGCGUAACUGGAGCCAAAGGAGAGUUCCAAGGUUGUAUCAUGGCUGACGAAAUGGGCUUGGGAAAAACUUUGCAAUGUAUUACGCUUGUGUGGACCUUACUCCGGCAAAGUCCGAAUUGUCGCCCGGAAAUCGUCAAAGCUAUCAUUGUGUGUCCCAGUUCGUUGGUCAAGAAUUGGUACAAUGAGUUUGGGAAAUGGUUGGGAGCGCGUGUAAAUUGCUUAGCAAUCGAUGGAAAUUCCAAGGAGCAGACCACAAAGUCACUUGAGCAAUUUAUGGCGAAUCAGGGAAGAUCUUGCAGUCCAAUUUUGAUCAUCAGUUACGAAUCAUUUCGUAUGUACUCGAAUAUUUUGAAUGAAAGCGAAGUUGGGAUGGUAUUGUGCGACGAGGGGCAUCGACUGAAAAAUUGCGAAAAUCAAACGUACCAAGCACUUAUGGGUCUGCAGACAAAGCGUAGAGUAUUAUUGUCCGGAACACCGAUACAAAACGAUCUCACCGAGUACUUUAGCUUAUUGAAUUUCGUUAAUCCUGGAAUGUUGGGAACAACUCAGGAAUUCAAACGUAAAUAUGAAAAUCCUAUUUUACGCGGACAAGAUGCCAAUUCGACGGACAGUGAAAGAGAAAAGGCCAAUGAACGUCUUCAAGAAUUGACUGCUUUAGUAGAUAAAUGUAUGAUUCGCCGUACUAGCUCGCUUCUCACCAAAUACUUACCCAUCAAAUUUGAAAUGGUCAUUUGCGUAAACUUAUCGACACUUCAACGAGACAUUUACAAGCAAUUUUUGGAAUCGGACGCCAUCAAAAAGAGCAUUUUGAACAAAACGGACUCCACAAAGUCAACAUCUUCCGCAUUGUCGAAUAUCACGUCGUUGAAAAAGUUGUGCAAUCAUCCAGAUUUGGUGAUGGACAAAAUUACAGAAAAGGCGGAAGGAUUUGAAAGAGCUCUCCCCCUCUUGCCUCCGAAUUACAAUAUGCGAGAUUUGUUGCCGGAAUUAAGUGGUAAACUACUGUUACUCGAUACGAUGCUCGCCUCCAUCAAAGCAAACACCAGUGAUAAAAUAGUUCUCGUAUCGAAUUAUACGCAAACGUUGGAUCUCUUUGAAAGGCUCUCGCGGAAGCGUGGUUACAGUUAUGUACGGCUCGAUGGCACCAUGACAAUCAAAAAACGUGCAAAAGUUGUCGAGAGUUUCAACAAACCUGAAUCGAAGGAAUUUAUUUUUAUGCUUAGUUCAAAGGCAGGCGGAUGUGGAUUGAAUCUGAUUGGAGCCAAUCGUUUGGUAAUGUUCGAUCCAGACUGGAAUCCGGCAAAUGAUGAGCAAGCAAUGGCUCGAGUAUGGCGCGAUGGUCAAAAGAAACCCUGUUACAUUUACAGAAUGUUAGCUACCGGAUCCAUCGAAGAAAAGAUUUUUCAACGGCAAACACACAAAAAAGCCCUUUCCAAUACCGUGGUCGACAGUAAUGAGGACGGAGAACGGCACUUUACGAAGGAUGAUCUCAAAGAUUUGUUCAAGUUGGAAGACAAUGUUGUUUCGGAUACACAUUCAAUAUUCAAAUGCAAUCGCUGCAUCAAAAACAUUCAAGUAAAGCUACCACCGGAAGACAGUGAUUGCACAUCGGAUUUAUCGCAAUGGUUUCACUGUUCCAACAACAAAGGUAUUCCCGACGAGAUUUUGGCACGUUCUUGGGACAUUACGCGAGCCAUUUCUUUCGUAUUUCACCAUCGUUCGAGUGCCGUAGCCACGGAAAAGGUAAUCCAGCCGGAUGACGCGAAAGAAAAAACGACUGAAAAAGUUUACAUGAGCGACGAAGAGAUUUUCGAUGAUGAAAAGGAAAACGACAAUAGCAGCGACGAAGACUUUACCCUUUAAAUUACAUUUCCUUAAUUCAUAUUUAUUAUUUGUUCAAACUAA
This is a messenger RNA of Culicoides brevitarsis, 2426 nucleotides long. RefSeq names its product DNA repair and recombination protein RAD54-like (gene okr). Bases 72 to 2384 code for a protein of 770 amino acids. Gene Ontology annotation, cellular component: nucleus. Gene Ontology annotation, biological process: double-strand break repair via synthesis-dependent strand annealing; reciprocal meiotic recombination. NCBI's taxonomy places the organism in Eukaryota, Metazoa, Arthropoda, Insecta, Diptera, Ceratopogonidae. The transcript is spliced from 5 exons. Gene Ontology annotation, molecular function: ATP binding; hydrolase activity, acting on acid anhydrides; ATP-dependent chromatin remodeler activity. The record is from RefSeq and is a predicted model, not a curated record.